GUGUGAGGAGGUAUAACCUCAAACGCGUGAGUGACAAGAAGUGUGAACGCUUCAUUCGUACCAUUUGUAGUCUUAUACGUCAUAGGUAUUUCUGUGAAAUAUGUUUACCUACUUUUUUGACCACUUCGAGAUAGUACUGUUAAACUUAUCGUGGUUUUACAUAAUUAGCCUAGUAAUCUCAUUUUCCAUCGUAUUCCUAACCGCAUGGAUCUAUUUUGGGAGCCCAAGUGACAAAACAGCUGAGGUUCAAAACUUGAAUUCAAUGCUAGAGAAAGAUAUUUAUGAUGAGCACAACCAUGACGAAUCAAUGGAUACGGAGGAUGAUUCCCUGCUAGAAUAUGGGCUGCAGGCACGGUUUAAAUUAGCUCGACAAAGAUUGGUAGAACAAAACUUAACGUCCAAGCAAUUGAACAAGGAGAAAGAAUUGGAGUCACGUACUUUAGCAACAGCCCUUGAGUUGCUUAAGCAGAACAGUAGUGGAUCUGAAGUAUUUACAAUGGAUGAUUUAAAAGAACAGAUGAAGCUAUAUAAAAUUCAAUGAAAAUUGUCUUUUACUAAUUUGUUUGGUAUAAUUGUUUUGCAAGCACUACGUAUAGUCAUACAAUCAUAGGUGCACAUUGUAUACAUUAUCAUUAAGUUAUAACAAACAUUACAUAUCAGACAUCUCUUUGAAGCUGAAAUAACUUGACUAUACCAAUCAAUUAACUAAAACACGUAUGACAAACUUUAUAAAACAUUUUUGUACACAACAGAUUUUGAUACAUUGACAAUGAAAUGUUGAAAUGAUUCAGAUUUAGACAAAAAGUGAACCGUUGAUCAAUUUUAUUGUACCAUCGAAGGAUUAUUACUUUUGCAUAUUUCAGAAAUCAAAAGCAGUGUUUAAACUGUUGUUACCAUACAGAAAGAAAUUUUCAUACAUCUCAUAUUCAGUGAUAUACAAAUAAUGGACUCGUUUAUUAUAUAAGUCUUGUCGCGCGAAUAUCUAUUUAUUACUUAUUUCCGAUGUAAUAAUAAUUUUAAUGUUGUACUGUUAGAUUUAAGUAACCCAAACAUGUGUAUUACUGUCGUUACGUAUGUACAUUAAAUAAUUUACGAUUUGA
Molecule: messenger RNA, 1100 nt
Organism: Orussus abietinus
Lineage: Eukaryota; Metazoa; Arthropoda; Insecta; Hymenoptera; Orussidae
Exons: 3
Coding region: 101-541 (146 amino acids)
Source: RefSeq, a predicted model, not a curated record